AUGGAGGAAGCUACGCUGCGUGCUAAAAUUCAGGCCAUGAAAAACCUGCUGCAGGCCAAGCGGCAGCAAGUGAACGCAGGAGCGACAGAACCAGCUUCGGCAGCUAUCAGCGACGCCCACAAAGCGCCGCAAUCCGGCCACUAUCAGUCACGAAAGUAUACGCGUCCGACGCCAGGGAACCGCUCGUGGAACCGCUUCUCGCCUCUAGCUGUAUCUGUGGAUCACCGGAGUCACGCAAGUACUGGAAGUGCGAAUAAAGUAUGGAGGAGAGAAGACGCGGCGACGAUGGGGGCUGUGGUGCCGGUAAAUGCUGGUGGGAAGGCGAAAGCAGUGGAGGUGGUGAGGAAGGCCAGGACCUCGAACAGACCAAUGAAGGUGGCUGCAAACAAGAGCACGAAGGUGCAGGUGCUGCGACUAGAAGAUGGGGAAUACGCGAAAGCGAGCGGUGGUUUUAGUCUCAUUCGAGCAGGGACGAAGCCUGUACUUUCGAGACAUUCUGACACCCAAGAUAGAACUGCAGUGCCUACGUCAACACCACGUUCGAACAGCAAUUCGGUGCAGAUUGGUGGCGUGAAGUACGUGGUUGCGAAUGGAGGCAAGGUAUUGAAACGGUGUGUUUCGGAGGAAAGCAAGAUGACUGCGACUUACAAACCGGACUCAAUGAGCCUGGUGACCAAGAGCAGGGCUGCUCGUGCCGUACUCUACCGAGCUAAAGCUACUAUGCAACGAGCCCGAAGCCACCGCCUUCAUGCGGCAAAAAAGCCGGCAACUGUCCGCACGGUGUAUUGUUCAUUUUACAAUCGCUUCGGUUUCUGUAAGAACAAGAAUGCGUGUAGGUUUAUUCAUGACAGUCGGCACGUAGCGAUGUGCCGAAAGUUUCUAAAGAAUGAGUGCGUCAAUCCCAAGUGCUUGCUGGCGCAUCAGCAUGACGAGAACAAGGUUCCUGACUGCAAAAUGUUCCUUCGCGGAGCAUGUACACGAGAGAACUGCAAGUAUCGCCACGUAAAAGUGAGUGCAACGGCGAAGGUCUGUGAAAUGUUUAUCAAGGGAUAUUGUCCCAAGGGAGGGGAAUGUUCGCUUCGUCACGAGCUUCCUCUCUUGAAGCGUAAGUUGCCUAGACCUGCAGCACUUGAGCAGAAAUUAUCCAGCAACCCGCCGGUCGAUUCAGGUACGUUGUCGCCUCGACCGAUGAGUGUAUCAGACCAGCCGCUUGCGUCGUUGGGCCCAGGAAGUCCUCAUGAGGUUGAUCCCGAGCUGUUGAUCCGGCCAAACAUACGCUUUGCAUCCAAGCACAGUGCAGGGUUCCCAUUGUUUUUUGGUGGACUGCGGAAGUGA
This is a messenger RNA of Peronospora matthiolae, 1335 nucleotides long. The record is from the annotation of a GenBank genome assembly. Lineage: Eukaryota; Oomycota; Peronosporomycetes; Peronosporales; Peronosporaceae.